AUGGAUCUCGUUGAUGAUAUGUUGCCAUUUACUCCUUCGUGGUUCCCCCCAUCACCAGAACCAUUUCCUUCAAUAAUGGAGCUUCUACAAGAUCCUAUGACGGCAGAGAUUGAGAACUUUGAUGGAAUAUUCUCUAGUCCUGCAAUAAGCGAGGCGAUUCCCUCAACGAAUACACAACCGAGUGUAUUCCCAUGUCCAGAGUCAUCAACAAUACCUCAAAUUUCACCUGACAUGCAACAACAAGAACCACUGGAUGAUUCACAUGGAUAUUUACAACAAUCUGAUCAACAAGAUUUAUUAAAUCCAAACAUGCUGAAUUGUUAUCAAGAGCCAGACGUGUCUACAAUACAGCAACAACAACUCAAUUUACCUGGACCUUUAGAACAAUCUGAUCUACAACGUUUAUUAAAUCCAAAUAUGAUGUAUUCUGAGCCAGAUUUUUCUACAUCGCAACAACAACAAUUACUAUGCAAUUCAGCUGGAUAUUUGCAAGAAUCUGAUCACCAAGGUUUAUUAAAUCCAAACAUGCUGAAUUCUUUUUAUGAACCUGAUGUUUCUGCAAUGCUGCAGCAACCACCACCAUUAUACGAUUCACAUGGAUAUUUACAACAAUCAGAUCAACAAGAUUUAAUGAAUCAAAACAUGAUGAAUUCUUUUCAAGGGGCAAAUGUUUCUACAACGCAACAACAACAAUUGUUGUGCAACUCACAUGGGCAUGUACAAGGAAACUUAUCAAACAUACAAUCAGAUCAGCAAUACUUAUCGAAUCAAAAUGCGACGGAUUUAUUUCAAGAACCAAAUAAUUCUACAAUGAUAGAUAUUGGUCAACAGAUCGAGGAAGGAAACAAUGGAUAUGCACAUCAACCAUUGAUUGAUCCUUUUGAGUUACCAAAUCAUCAUCAGGAGCAGUUUCCGUCAGUACCUAUAUCACAAAAUUACCCGUCAUAUCCGGUAUACCAACAUGGUCCAGUUGGUUCACAUUUCAAUAUGUACGGCCAACAACCACCUCCGCUAGUUUUAACUAACAGAGAAGAAGAACAUCUCCCACCACGGAAUGUUACAGACUUGGCCAGUACUUACCAUCUCCAAAAUCAAAUUUCUACGAUUCCCCCUCAAUCUCAAAUGACGUCGAGCUCCACUAGGAUUUAUCCUCUACAAAAUCAAAUUUCUAUGAUUCCUCCUCAAUCUCAAGUGCCAUCGAGCUCUACUAGGACUUAUCCUAUAGCAAAUCAAAUUUCUAUGAUCCCUCAUCAACCUCAAACGCGGUCAAGGUCUACCAGGACUUAUCUUCGACAAAAUCGAACUUCUACGAACGCUCCUCAACCUCAAAUACCAUCGAGCUCUACCAGGAAUGGCAACGUGCAAGAGUUGGUAAGUCAGCCUCUGCCGAGCUUUAGGUGCCCUCAAGUAGACACUUCUACUCAAAUAAGUCAAUGCACAAACUCAUUCACUACUCCCAUACAGAGCAGUAAUCUGGGGCGUAGACAAAGAAGUUAUCAAAAUCACUUUGACCAUGGAGAAUCAUCAUCGGCUUCUCAACGAAAGAGGAUGAUCUUGCCCAAAAUGAAUGUUGAUUCAACUGUAGCCAAUCCUGUUGAGCCAAGGCUAGUAAAUGAAUUAUAUAGUCCAAGAUAUGAAAGCCUCGGUAUAGCUAUCGAUCCCUUCUUGAGAAAAUUCCAUUUUCAAAGAUGAGAAAACGGAGAAUCUCUUUCUCGAGUUCGCUUCUUAGACGUGCCAUAAGUUUCACCGCUUACGGUUUCAGUUGAUGUUUCGAUUCUCGAAUGUCUAUGGUUCUAUGUUUAUUUUUUAUUUUUAAUGGCAUAAGACCAUGUUUUAUGAGUUACUUGAUGUAAUACCUAAACUUUCAUUUUUUGAAAUGAUAUAUACAUUCUUAUUAAAAUAUAAUAAAAAAAUCUUGAUGUAUU
Molecule: messenger RNA, 1925 nt
Organism: Arabidopsis thaliana (thale cress)
Lineage: Eukaryota; Viridiplantae; Streptophyta; Magnoliopsida; Brassicales; Brassicaceae
Product: transcriptional regulator EFH1-like protein
Exons: 18
Coding region: 1-1692 (563 amino acids)
Source: RefSeq, marked reviewed